Branchiostoma floridae (Florida lancelet) is the source of this 1321-nucleotide messenger RNA. RefSeq names its product prokineticin-1-like. The record is from RefSeq and is a predicted model, not a curated record. The transcript is spliced from 2 exons. NCBI's taxonomy places the organism in Eukaryota, Metazoa, Chordata, Leptocardii, Amphioxiformes, Branchiostomatidae. The coding region runs from base 1 to 393 and encodes 130 amino acids.
AUGGGCCCGCUGGCCGCUAUCCUUAUCGUCUGUGUGCUGGGCAUGGACUCUUCGCUGGCUCAGAUGAGCAUGCUGGAGUGUGACACUGACCAGGACUGCAUCGAUGCGUACGGCUUCGGGAACUACUGCUGUGCCCGUGUCAACUCCAUCACCCGCGACCUGCAUCAGUGCAAGCCGAUCGGGCAGGAGGGCGAGCUGUGCCACGUGGGGAGCAACUACCUGCCCUACCCGUUCCGGGGAACCCGCCGCUUCUGGCGCUGCCAGUGCAACUUCCCGCAGUCGUUCUGGUGCGCUCCGGACCCCGACAGCCCGCUGCCGCUCGGAGGGCGCUGUGAGCGCUGGGUCCCGCCGGGCAACUCCACCACCAGCCCGGAAGGUGCCGGCUCUGGCUAGGCGGUGCAGGCCACCUGACGGCAGCGCUGGCUUGAAUCCCUAUUUUUCUUGAUUCCUCUCUUCAAAUCAGAACCAAUUAGUAAUGCCCUGAGAAAGUUGAGUUAACAGUUCCUGAAACGUCCGCUAGGCUGUGUACGUGCACAAAGAAUUUCGUCAAUCAUCCAUGCAGUCAUCAAUAGUUGAGAAAACUGACCGAAAUGUAUUAUUCUUGCAACUUGCAAAUCAAAACUUGUGGCCGUAUUGUGACUUACCACCCUUCAUGAACUACACUGAAUUAGAAACUAUGAGUGACUUACAACUUAUCCAAAUUAAUGCGAGGCAAUGAUAAAAUUAAGUCUAAAUUUAACCCUUACCUUAUCUUAACACUUUUUCCCGUACCCUUAAGGCAGUUUUUCCCGUGCCCUUAAGGCACAUUGGGUCGUCCUUCUCCACGUACUAAGAUGCUGCAAUUCCCUCAUUGCUUUAUACCAGGAGCUAGCGCGCUUCCAGUGACUUCAAGAUCUAUUUCCAAAUUCAACUCUGGUCGGACCAAUUUUCUCUUUCUACAAUCUUUUCAACCUAGCCUGCGUACCAUCCGUUUUCUACGUAGUGAGUGUAAGGAGCCCCGGUAGAAUACGGAUGGUACACAGGCUAUUUUCGACCGUUUCUUUUUUGAUUCUCCAAUCAAGGUCUAGGGAUUCAAUUGGUGUUGCGUCAAGACGAUCACCCAUUAAUGACAUCGAUUCCCGCAUCACACUACCAGGGAACAGUGUGAUGAUAAUAGGGCGGAGCAUGGCUUUCAUUUAGCCUGGAUCAUGUAGUUAGUAGACUCCCCAGGAGUAUAAAUGCAGCGAAAAUUUGACAACCUUGUCACAAAAAAAGGAAAUAAAAACGGAGGUACAUAAAUUUGUCAAGUGUACAACUUGAAUCAAUAAAUGAAUAAAGUUCC